AGAGGACAGAGAGGACAGAGAGGACAGAGAGGACAGUGGUCUGAGGGGUCAGGAGACGAUGGCGGAGCGUCCAGCAGCUGACGUUGGAGAUGUGAAUCUGCAGGACGUCCUGAGAGGACGGACAGAUGGAGACCAGAGGACGACCAACAUGAUCCGAGUGUUCAUCAGCUCCACGUUCACAGAUAUGAGCGGCGAGAGGAAGGCCCUGCUGGAGAAAGCUUACCCAGAAGUCUUUGCUUUCUGUCGCAGUCUGGGGCUGGUGUUUGAGGUGGUGGAUCUGCGUUGGGGGAUUCGGAACGUUACGUCAGGAGACCACGAGGACUGUGAGAUCUUCCUGCAGGAGAUCCGCAGCUGUCAGAGGAUUUCAGCCGGUCCCAACUUCAUCGCUCUGCUGGGGAACCGGUACGGCCCUCGAACUCUUCCUCGCCUCAUCCCGGAGAAGCAGUUUGAAGCUCUUUUGUCCAAACUCUCCAAAAACCCUGAAGGCGUCAAGCAGCUGAGACAGUGGUUCUUAAAAGACAACAAUGCUGUCCCACCCACCUACGUCCUCCAGCCAAUCACGGCUCACUUCCCCCACUACAGCGACCUCCGACCUGAGACUGGGCCGCAGCGUGACAAGGACCUUCUUUCCUGGCGGGUCACAGAGACUCAACUGUUGCAGCUCCUACGCUCCGCCGCCGCAGACGCCAAGACAGCUGGUGACAUCACAGCCGAGCAGGAACAAGAGUUCUUCACAUCAGUCACAGAGCAGGAGUUCGAGCAGGGUUUGUGGAAGGACAACAGCGAAUCAUCGGCUCUGCUCUUCGUCCGAGAGAUUCCUCGCCAGCGCAUGAGGGACGGUCCCAGGCGGUUCGCCAAGUUUAUGGACCUGACUGCCGACGGCCUGCUGGACGCCGAAGCUCAGGGUCUCCUCACUAGCCUCAAGUCCCGCCUCUACACCUCGUCGCAGAAGAUCCUGAACCUGCACUGCGUGGAGCUCAGCAAAGGAAGCAUCGACCCCAAACGCAAAGAGCACGCUCAGUACCUGGACAGCGUCUGCGAGCAGUUCGUGACGCAGAUGAAGGCCCGGAUCGGAGCAGUGGCGGGUCCAUCAGUGGACGGGAGGCGUGGGAGGACAUGGGGAAGCAUUGAUGAAGGGACGAUGGAAACGUCAGACUGGGUGGUUGAAGAGGCGGGACGGCACACCGCCAUGAGCACCAAGCUGUCCAGAGGGCUCUACGGCAGGGAGGGGCUUCUGGGUAAGAUCUGCUGCGCCAUGUGGGAGUCCACCAACGUCCAUCACAGCCCGCUGGUUGUUCACGGGGCCGCUGGGAUGGGUAAGACGGCUCUGCUGUGCAAACUGGCGCAGGAGAUGCGUGGCGUCCUGGAGGCCGGAGCGGUGGUGGUGAUCAGGCUGCUGUCGGCUCGUCAUCCUCAGAGACCUGACAUCGACCACGUCCUCCGCAGCAUCUGCUUCCAGAUCUGUUUGGCUUGUGGUUUGGCUCCACCCUCGCCGCUGACGGCCAACAGUCACCUGGACCUGCUCCGAUUCUUCAGGAACGUCCUCGAUAAGAUUUCCCAGCAGGGGAACACGCUCCUCGUCAUCCUGGACGCGCUGGAUCAGCUCUCAGACCAACACCGCGCCCACAAACUCUGCUGGCUGCCCACCAGCGUCCCGCCCAACGUCCACCUGGUGGUUUCCAUGGAUACCCACAGUGAAGCAUUUGCUAGCAUGCGGCUGAAGUCGGAGACUUUGGGGAAUUUCUUUGAGGUGGAGCGUUUGUCUCGUGACGAAGGAAAACUGAUCGUGGAGUCGAACCUGCGAGCGUCUCAGCGAGCGCUGACCCCGGAGCAGAGCGACGCCGUGCUGCGACACUUUGAGACGACCGGCUGUCCUCUGCACCUCAAACUGAUGAUGUCAGCGGCCAGACGCUGGACGUCCUUCACCCCGCUCGCAGACCUACACCUGGGCGCCAACACACAGGAAAUGAUGUCACAGUUCUUCCUGAUGCUGGAGAAGAAACAUGGGAAGCAGUUGGUGGGCGGGGCUUUAGGAUACAUCGCUCUGGCCAGGGAAGGUCUGCUGGAGGCUGAACUGCGUGAUGUCAUGUCCCUGGACGAUGAUGUCAUCCGUGAGGUGUAUGAGUUCUGCCUCCCUCCGACCCCCUCGUUGAUCCGGCUGCCCCCCCUCCACUGGGCCCGUCUCAGACGGGACCUUGAGGAUCAGCUGGAGGAGCGCUGGACGGGCGGGGUCGCCACCAUCGCCUUCAACAACCGGCACCUGUGUGAGGCGGUGUCGGCUCAGUAUCUGACCUCAGAGCGACGAGGACGGAGCCUCAGGAUCCUUGCCGAGUACUUCCUGGGUCGGUGGUCAGGCAAACUGAAGCCGGCAUCUCUGCCGGGCCUGUCGCUGCUCCUGUCUGACAGAAAGGUCCCGCCCCAGCCUCUGUGGUUUGCUCCAGGAUUGGCUAACAUCAGGAAGCUCCAGGAGCUGACCUAUCACCUGCUGCAUGCCGGCCUGUGGGAGGAGCUGCAGCAGGAAGUCAUCGGCUGUGCUGAGUGGCUCUACUGUAAGAGCAGAGUGUGCGGGCUCUCCUCUGUGAUCCACGACCUGGACCAGUGCUCCCAGUACAUGGACUGCACUGAGACCAGGCUGGUCCGAGACACUCUGGUCCUGAUGAAACCCAGUCUGGAUUUCCUGGAUGGUCACAUGGACACAUCUCUGUUUUACUCCGAGCUGUUGGCCAGACUCUGCUCUUUGGCCAAGCCUUUCCCCGCUGUGAUUGGUCGGCUGUGUAGCCAAUGUGAGGAGUGGUUACUGACGUGUCUCGAGCCGAUCCUCGUUCCCAAGUGCAGCUUCCUGCAGCAGCCAGGGGGGGCGCUGCAGCACACACUGACUGCACUGCAGGGAGGUGUUCUCUGUCAGGACGUCAGCCUGGAGGCGGAGCUUCUGGUUGCAGGUUCAGAUGACGGAGUGGUGGCGGUCUGGAGUCUGGCUGACCAGCAGCUCAUACACUCACUGCUGGGACACACAGGUCCAGUUCUGUCCGUCAAAGUGCAUGACAGCUCCGCCCACUGUCUCUCAUUGGCUGCUGAUGGCUCUCUGAGGAGGUGGAGCCUGACAAAUGGCCAACAGCUUCUCUGCAUCCAGGAGGCGGUGCCUCUAGACUCCACCCCUUCAUCAGUACACCUCCACCUGUCUGCACGGAGCCAGCUGCUGUUUGUCUACACCAGCGCACAGGUGAAGGUGUGGAAGCUGGACGGCUCUGAGCUCCUCAGCAGCAGCAGCACUGAUGAAGGGUCGGUGGUUCUGGGGGUUCUGGAGGACUCUGUGUUCUCUCUGUCUGGUUCUGGUCUGGUCCGAAUAUCUCGUCCUGUCGGUGGAACUCAGACUGUGGAGGCUCAGCUGGAAAACUCAGCAACUCGUCUGACUCUCGUGAACUCGGUUAUGUUACCGAAACGUGAGAAAGUGUUUGUGGUUUCUAAAGAAGGAUUCCUCCAUCAGGUUUCCAGGACGGGGAAACAGACGGCCACCGAGUUUCCUGUCGCUCCUUCGUUACUUUCAGUGACUGAAGAUGAGAAAAUCCUGAUAGCAGGCAGCGAUCGGACUUUGAGUCUCUUCAACAUCGACACAGACUCUGUGGACAGAUUCCUCGACCUCCAACACGACGACAGCGUUCUGUCCGCCUGCGUGUCGUCGGACUGCAGACAGCUCGUCUCCGGAGCUGCUGACCAGCUCAUACGGAUCUGGUCGGUGACGACCGGCGCCCUGAUGGACUCUCUGUGCGGGUCCAACGCUCCCGUCACCUCGGUGCUUCUGUUUAACGGCUUCGUGGUUUCGUCCUCGACGGCCUCUUCCUGUAUCCAUGUUUGGAGUGUGACGUAUGACACCCGCCACAAACCCACGGCCCACAUCCCCGCCUGCUGCGCCCAUGCCUCCGUCACUAAAGACGGCGAUCAGAUUUUCUACGUCCGGCACCCGAGCCAGAAAGAGGUCGUGAGCUGGAACAACAACACAGGUUCUCUGUCGGAGCGUUUGCCGGUCUCUGCUGAGGUUUGCUGCCUGGAGUUAGCUCAGCACAAACGGCUGCUGCUCUGCGGUCUGACCACCGGUACCGUCCUCAUCUACCCGUUAGCCCUGCCUCAGGAGACGCUCUGCAUCCCCCCACCAGAGAGCCUGUCCAGGGUGCUCUGCCUGGCCGUCAGCCACCAGGAGAAGCACGUGGCGGUGGCCUACGAGGACUCUGUGUCUCUGUUCGAGAUCACCACCAGAGACAGCUUCCCCACGGUGGAGGGACCCCUGCAGGCGUUCUCCCUGUCCCUGCUCCACGCCCCGCUGUCCUCCAUGGCCCUGCUGUCCGACCGCAGGCUGCUGUACGGGACGAGCUGCGGGGGGGUGAAGCUCUGCGACUUCCGUGGUGGCAGCAGUUCAGACCUGGAGCCUCAUCGCAGCAGAGUGACCUGUGUGACGGCCAGUAACUGGGGGACGCACGCCCUGGUGGGCUCUGAGGAUGCCGUGCAGAGGCUGUGGGCUCUGAACCCAGUGGUCCUGGACCACACCAUGGAGUACAAGGGGUUUUUCUUCGAGGGCAUCCUCUGUGCUGCGUUCUCUGAGAGCGACCAGGUCGUCUUCACCGGAUCUCAGGACAGAACCGUCAAAGUGUGGAACGUCGCUACAGGAAACCUUCUCUACGUUCAGUACGUCUACUCGCCCGUCAUCAAGAUGGUGACCUUCAGGAACGGCUUCGUGGCGUUGUCUCAGCAGGGCUCCGUCAUCAGGGAGGUGUUUCACUGUCCAGACCACAUCAGCCCGGACUACAACCCGCUGAGGAACGUCAGGGCUCAGUACCGGGUCACCUCCAGGGAGAAGAACCAGGACGGCCAGCAGAGCGCUGUGUCCGAACUCCAGGACUUCAACCCGGCCCAGUUCAACCUGAACCUCAUGAGCAUGCUCAAAGCCAAACCCUCGUCCACCUGCCUCAUCCUGUAGGACACCAACAUGGACCUCAGGACCUCCAGAGA
Messenger RNA from Larimichthys crocea (large yellow croaker), 5001 nucleotides. It is a transcript of the gene nwd1, whose product is annotated as NACHT and WD repeat domain containing 1. The coding region runs from base 59 to 4969 and encodes 1636 amino acids. The record is from RefSeq and is a predicted model, not a curated record. NCBI's taxonomy places the organism in Eukaryota, Metazoa, Chordata, Actinopteri, Sciaenidae. The transcript is spliced from 19 exons. Gene Ontology annotation, molecular function: protein binding.